Messenger RNA from Bacillus rossius redtenbacheri, 2406 nucleotides. RefSeq lists its product as uncharacterized. The transcript has 9 exons. The record is from RefSeq and is a predicted model, not a curated record. Gene Ontology annotation, biological process: homologous chromosome pairing at meiosis; meiotic attachment of telomere to nuclear envelope. Lineage: Eukaryota; Metazoa; Arthropoda; Insecta; Phasmatodea; Bacillidae. The coding region runs from base 126 to 1943 and encodes 605 amino acids.
UAAAUUUGUUAUUUUUAUUCAUUGAAAGUGGCCCUGGUUUGUAAGAACUAUUUUUAUUUUUUAAACGAUGGUUAUAUCGUUAAACCUUUAAAAGUUUUUUAUUGUAUAAUUUUGUAAAAGCACAGAUGAGUAAUUUGGCAAAUAAAGAGCGCCGCGGGCUCAGCACGGUGUCCCCAGGGACGCCCGUGGUCAGCGCCCUGCUGCGCGGGCUCCCCGGCUGCCGCUCCCCGGCACAGACGCUGUCCGUGCUGAAGGAAGUGGUGCGUGCGCUGUGCUCGGAUGAGAGGGAGAGGCAGCUGUUCUACCUGUGCCGAGGCGUGCAGCAGGUGUCGGAGCUCUGCGACCACGGGGACCGGCAGGUCUCGGAGUGCGCCUUCUACCUCCUCGGCUGUGCUGCCGAGCAGCACGGCGGGGUGAGGCGGGCGCUGACCACGAGCGCCGUGUUCGCGCGGCUGUCGCGCGCCGUGGGGCAGGGGGCCCUGGGCGCGGCCGUGUUCCUGCUGUCCGUGCUGGCGGCGGGCGACGGCCUGGCCCGGGCGCUGGUGCGCCAGUCGGGCUGCCUCGACCGCCUGCUGCACCUCUUCCUGCUCAUGAGCCGCGACAAGCUCCCGCGCUCCUGGGGGAGCAGCGCAGCAAGGUCCGUGCUGCAGCAGUGGUGCGUGCUGUGCACGGCUCUGAGCGUCAGCAUCGAUCCCUCCGUGAGCCGUGCCAACCAGGCCGAAGCACGGAUCAUCCUGCCCCAGGCGGUCGGGCUGCUGAGCUACUGGAGCGUCCAGGGGGAGUACGACAAGCACCUGAUGCGCUGGGCCGAGACUGUGGCGUGGCUGGUCGCGACCGUCCUCCUGGGAAACGCAACCAACCAGGAACAGUUUUUCUGGCUGAACGGCAUCACAGUCGUUAUCAGGGCGCUGCGCAGGUACGAGCGGCUACCGAGGAGCGACCGGCACUGCGAGCACAGGAUGCUGUGUCUGCUGGACGCCGCGGUGUGUGGCAGCGAGACCAACUGCGAGGCGGCCGUGCAGCAGUCGGCCGUGCCACUGGCGCUCAGGGCUUUCCAGCGAGGGAACAGCAAGGUGAUGCUCGUUGCUCUGAUGAUACUUACCCAUCUGAUGGAAAGAAGCCCGCAGCAUUGCCGUGUGUUUGUCGACGAAGGCGGCCCGGAGGUAUUGGCGCGGGCCACUCGGCAUCUGGACGGAGACGCGGACCUGGCGAGGGCUGCUGACCGCCUGCUGUCGCGGUACGCCGAGCAGUUGCUUGCCGUGCCGCAGGACUGCGGCCGUGAGGGGGCGGGGCCCACGUGCCCGGGAGGCCGUGCAGAAGCGUCCGCUCCCUCCACCAUCAUGAGUCACCUCAGGUCGGCGUGCAGUCGACUGUUCUCCAAGCCGACGGGCUCUCGUGCAACGGACGUGGCAGGGGCUGAGGCGAUCCAGGACGGAAGUUACUCUUGCCUGCACUGUGAGGCUUGCAGCAGCGAGCAGGGCUUCGUGGGCCAGACUUCGGUAGCAGUGCAGACAACUCCUUUAUUUGCACUGAAGAGCAGGAAGUGCGAUGUGAAGUCUGGCAACACGGGAGCUGCACUCGGGGUGGCGUCUCCGUCUCGUGAGAGCACGGACUACGACGCGUGGCAGAACAGUCUAGCCAGGAACUCGACCAGCACUCCUCGGAAACCGUGCGUCUCGGUUCUGGCCACGACGCCGUCCAAGUCGUGCCACGCCCCCUCCUCCAUCAGCGGCCGCUCCGACCGGCUCGUGUGCGUGCGCAAGUUCUCCGCAGCUGAGGUCGGGAGCUUGUUCAGAGGAGUAGAGUUGCAUGGACCAGACUUCCAGGCUAUCUUGAGAGCUUUCCCUUUCCAUCCUAAGAGAACUUCAAGAGAGUUGUUCUUAAAAUGGAGAAGCAUUAAAAAGCAGACUCCGUGGGCGAUGCAACCGGCAGACUCCAAGUGAAGAACCAACGCAACAGCAUACCAAGUGCAACACAGUGGGGAUCUACAAACUAUUAUUUUCAUCGUGAAGUCCAGUCAUGCUCUCAUUAUGACUAUGAGUGUAAAUACACGCGUGUCUUUUGGAAAUCAGGAAGAAAAUAUACUGACUUGUUUUUUAAUUUCAUAAAAUUUGAAUUUUAAAAAUGAGAAAAUAAUGUAGGUAUAUAAUAUAAAUGUAAGAUUAAAAAAUUGACUUUUUGUUACACAUAUAGAGAGUAAAAUUUCCUAUGGCUGUGCUAAAUAAAUAACAAAAAAAUAGUUAUCCAUUAAAAACAUAGGUACCUAUAUUAAAGUAAGAGACAUCUGUAUCCACAUAUUUUAUUCUGCUGUAGUUUUGAGCUCACGUGAACCAUUCUUAUGUAAUAUAUAUGCUAAAUAAAAUUGUAUAUAUUAGAAUAUUCUUGUUAUUGUAUGACACUGCCUCA